AUGCCUGACCCGAACACUCGCACACUGGUGAUUUCCAAGGCCCGUGAGCUGCUGACAGAGGAGCCCGGGCUCCUCGUCGUGGCAGAUACCGUUGCUGCCAUUGGAAGGCCACGCGCUGGACCGCCUCCGGAGUGGGUGCUUAACGUCGAGGCCGCUGGCUUUAAGCUCAUUCGCGAUCCGCAGAUGCAUUUCUCUACCUUGCGUGAUGCAAGGACCGGAGUAGUCAAUCGGGCAAGCUGCUUCUCCUUCAAGACAGUUGCAAAAACAGGUAUGGAGGAAGCGCUUCCUCCUCUGCAACUUCCACGGGACUCUGGCGCAACAACACGAACGAUUGCGCAGGCACUGCCCCGCCAGCGCGGGAGAAGUUCACGGUGGCGGGCUUCAGGAACUGUGCGAAAACGGUCGCAAAAGGGGAAAGGGCCAGCUUGGUCACGUUUGGUCACCGUUGGCCAUUGCCUUCAAGGAUUGCUGUGA
Messenger RNA from Symbiodinium sp. CCMP2456, 474 nucleotides. NCBI's taxonomy places the organism in Eukaryota, Dinophyceae, Suessiales, Symbiodiniaceae. The record is from the annotation of a GenBank genome assembly.